Molecule: messenger RNA, 609 nt
Organism: Danaus chrysippus (African queen)
Lineage: Eukaryota; Metazoa; Arthropoda; Insecta; Lepidoptera; Nymphalidae
Source: the annotation of a GenBank genome assembly
AUGGCUACCGUUUUCGAUAGUCCUUUUAUUCGACAACGACUACACCGUCUACGGCAUCGUGAUUUCGACCUAGAUGAAGAUCAAAGAUUUGGUCGUUGUGAUUGCACGAGUUAUUCCUAUUUUGUGCUCUCCAUGGUUCUAUUUUCAGUUGGCACUGUUAUUACAGUACUAGCAUUGGGAGACACCGAAGGCUACAUAUUAAGUAAUUUAGGCCACAUGUGGCUCGUUGGACCUAUAUUUAUAUGUUCAGGAAUGAUGGUAGCCGUAAAGAGUAUGUUGUAUUUGCGAAGAAAAAGCGUAAUUCAAAUGCUUCUGCAUCAACGUGCAAUUAUUAGAGAUAUGGCAAGUGUUCAAGCUGAGCAGGCAUACAGUGGCCAAGUUCCUCGGACAGCUUCAAGUGCAACAUUGCCACCCUCGUAUGAUGCUCUGAUAUCGAAUGCAGCAACAAGUAAACCUCAACCAUCAAGUUCAGAACCUCCACCACCAACAUACGAUGAAGCAAUGUAUCUCUUUGAUGACGAGAAGUUCCAUAUAGAAAAUAAAAACUCCGAUAUAGCCAAGCAGGAGACAAGUCACCAAAAUAACUCCAGCAAUGACAUUAAGCCCUAG